AUGAUUCGUUUAACUUACUCAUUGCUUUUACUCGCGGUAUUCACUUCUGUUUAUUCAACAGACUACUUUGUUGAAAAAUUCGAAGAUGAAAGUUACAAAAAUCGUUGGGUCAAGUCAACAGCGAAAUCUGAUUUAGGCGAAUUUAAAUUAUCUCAUGGCAAAUUCUAUGGUGAUGCUAAGAAAGAUCUCGGUCUUCAAACAUCUCAGGACGCUCAUUUUUAUGCUAUUUCGGCUAGUUUUGAUAAGUUUUCAAAUGAAGGCAAAACUCUCGUUAUUCAAUUCACUGUUAAACAUGAACAACAAAUCGACUGCGGCGGUGGCUAUGUAAAAGUCUAUCCCGCUGACACCGAUCAAAAAGGACUUACCGGUGAUUCACCAUAUCACAUCAUGUUCGGUCCUGAUAUUUGCGGCCAUGAAAAAAAGAAAGUUCAUGUGAUCUUUACAUACAAAGGCAAGAAUUUAUUAAUCAAAAAAGAUAUCAAAUGCAAAGAUGACGAGUUCACUCAUUUGUAUACAUUAAUUCUCAAUCCGGACAAUACCUAUGAAGUUCGUAUUGAUGAUGAAAAAGUCGAAAGUGGCAAACUCGAAGAAGAUUGGGACUUCACUGUUCCAAAAAGAAUUCCAGACCCGAACGCCAAGAAACCAUCGGAUUGGGUCGAUGAACCAAAAAUGAACGAUCCAACAGACACAAAACCAGAAGAUUGGGAUAAACCAGAACACAUUCCUGACCCGGACGCCAAGAAACCCGAAGAUUGGGACGAUGAAAUCGAUGGUGCUUGGGAGCCACCUUCAAUUGACAAUCCUGAAUACAAAGGUGUAUGGACAGCUCGUCAAAUCGAUAACCCAGCUUACAAAGGUGCUUGGGUUCAUCCAGAAAUCGACAAUCCCGAAUACGAAGAAGAUCCAAAUCUUUAUCUAUUCAAAGAUAUUGGCGCUAUCGGCCUCGAUUUAUGGCAAGUCAAAUCUGGCACGAUCUUUGACAAUAUUAUUAUCACAGAUAGUGUGAAACGCGCUGAAGAAUUCGGCAAAGAAACAUGGGGCAAAACAAAAGAUGGUGAAAAGAAAAUGAAAGAGAGCGCCGAUGAAGCGGAACGAAAGAAGAUGGAGGAUGAACGAAAGAAACACGAAGCUGAAGACGCCGCGAAGAAGUCAUCCACUACUAAUGACGAUGAUGACGAUGAAGAUACAAAGACAACUCACGUUCACAUAACAGAUGGUAGAAAGAUAAUGGAUACAAUAUUUGAUGAAGAGUUGACGGUGUUGACAUCGAUCUUCAACGAAGAUUUCCAAUUGUUGAAGCAAACUGACGAUGAGUUACCGACAUUCAAUUUAACCAUCCGCUUUGAUUCUUUACCUAAGAAAAUAACUCUGAUUCAUGAAAAAUCAAAUGCAUCAACACAAAUUUCACAUUUACCACCUAUAAUUCUCCGCAUCACUUGUAAACAAACUUAUCCCGAAACAGAUGCGCCGAUUUAUAGCAUCUUUUGUGAUUAUUUACCGGCUGAUCAACUGCUUUCCCUAUCAAAUCAAAUGGACGCCGCGUGGCAACCUGGUGAAGUCAUCAUUUAUACUUGGGUUGAACUAUUGAAAGAUUUCGUAUACAAUCUAUCCAAUGAACUGAUCCUUCGCCCAACUUCAUCGUCGAUUACCGAUCAACGAUUUGUUACGAAUUAUGAUCAAAUUCAAUCUAAACAACUCUAUGAACAACUGAUUGAAUACAAUCGAAUCAAGGAUCAACUUGAGUUCGAUCAAAAUAUUCAUCCGUGUCCCAUAUGUUUACUAGAUGUACCUGGAAAGAAUUGUUUACGAUUUGAGAAAUGUCAACAUUAUGCAUGUCUGUCUUGUUUGAAUUCCUAUGCAGUUGAACAAUUAAAUACAAAUCAUGAACUGAAACAAAUCGCUUGCUACGAUUGUAAUUCGUCGUUGUUUCUUUCUGAGCUUCGUCGAAUGUUUGCUGAUGAUAAACUACUGCUGAAAUAUCAAGAACGCUUGUUAGAACAAACUACAGAUAUGGUCUGGUGUCCACGUUGUCAUCAUUCGACGAUCUGUCCAAUGUCUGAGAGCGUUUCAGGCAAUCAUCUAUCGUUCGCUGAGUGUGCUCAUUGUCAAUUUACGUUCUGCCGUCGUUGUCAAGAAACUUGGCAUCCACAAGUGGAGUGUCCGAAACAGAAACUACUUUCCUCCCUUAUGAAGAAUGAUGGAAAAGAACGAACACGAGGUAGUAAAGUGGAAAUCAAGAAACUCUUGAUGGAGAUUUCCAAUAUUGAAACAAUUGAGCGUUUUUCCAAGCCUUGUCCAGCCUGUUCUGUUCGAAUAGAGAAAAAUGGUGGCUGUCAGCAUAUGCACUGCCGAGCAUGUGGGGUACACUUUUGCUGGGAAUGCGGAUGGUUUGGGAAGGCAUAUGGUGUUCAUCCAUGUCAUCGCAAGCCCGAGCUAACGGGAGCUGCACUUUCGGAUGAGAUCAGUGAGAAAGUUACAAAACUCAUACAUGAUGCAGAUGGCGAACUUAUCCAAGCAGAUGUUACCAAACGACUUCAAUUAUGUCCAAAGGAAGAUUGUCGUCAUGUACAUGUAAAAAUCGGAACGAGAAAUAGUAUAGUUUGCGGAAAAUGUGGAACGAAUUUUUGUUUUCUAUGUGGAGAAACCAUCUAUGGAGAAUUUCAUUUCUCUGAAUACGGUUGUCACCAGUCGACCAAAGUCUAA
Messenger RNA from Adineta ricciae, 2703 nucleotides. The record is from the annotation of a GenBank genome assembly. Lineage: Eukaryota; Metazoa; Rotifera; Eurotatoria; Adinetida; Adinetidae.